GAUCAGAAUGGAUUUGAGGCCUGGAGGCUUCUCAGCAAGGAUCUUAUGCCAAAGACUCGCAAUCGCGUCUUAGCCUUGUUGCGAACGAUCAACAGCUGGCCGUCCUUUGCGGCCCAGCAAGGACUUGCUCAGCAAUUGCUGCGACUCGAGAGUGCCUUUGAGGAGUAUGAACGCCUCGAGCCAGGCGGACUUCCCGAGAACAACAAGAUGGCCACGCUCCUCAGUUGCUUGACAGGCCAACUGCGCCAGCAUGCCAAUGUAGUCAUUUCUGAUGACAGCACGUACAGUGACCUCCGUGAACUUGUGCUGCGUUGGGAUGGUGCUAACACGAAGUGGUGCCAGAAGCCGGGGCACUACAAGCGGGACUGCUUUCAGUACAAGGCCUACAUGCAAGGCCAUCAGAAAGGUGCCCGGCAGGUUCAGGCCAAUUCUUCUGCAGCGUCUGAUGCUGGCACAAGCACGACUGCCCCGUCUUCUGCGAGUGCCCUUCAAGCCCAGCAAGGCAAGGCACAGUCCACGGUUCGCCGUGUUGCGGCUGAGCCACUGCUUUUCGAUAUGUCUGACCUGGAGGAUCCGUUUCCUUAUGAGCCCAAUGUCUGUAUGGUUACUGUGACUGCGCCACAGAGUUUUGCAAUGGAUGCCCAGGAUGAUGACGACCAGUGGACUCUGCCUCCUGAUGAUUAUGCUGUGCUUGACUUGGUGCCUUUGCUGUUCAAAGGAUACUCCCUUGCAGUGAAUGCUCAGAUUCGCCGCGUGGAGCAUGAAGAGCCAUCCCAGUUUCAAGCCACAGGCGAGGUCCAUGAGGUGUGCCCCAGCAAGCUACAUGUUGCGUCCAUCCAGGUGCGUUUUGAUGCUAAGACACUCGAGUCCCUUGAUUUUGGAUGGCAAGUCAGUACGUCUGGGCACCUGGUGUGGAGAGGCCGCACAAGUAGGUUCGUGGAUCCGAGUGCCAUGGCACCGAUCGGCUGGCCUCUCAUUUGCCGCAGUGGGACAUGGUUUCUGCUUGAACUCUGCGUGCCGUGGGCUGACUUGAAGGAGGUUGAAGCUGUUUUGCCCGGAGGUCAGGUUGCCGAGGUAAUUUCAUUUUUGCAUGUGCAGGUUGAGCCAGUGUCUGAAAUAGGUGUGCAGCUCCCUGCAGGCAUGACCGAACCCCAAGGUUUGCCAGAGCCAGAUUUUUAUCAUUUUCGAGCUGAGACUGAGCAAGCGCCUGUCGGGACAGUUGAGCAUGACCGUGUGGUGCCCGAAGAUGCGGAACGAUUCCUCCAUGAGUGCACCCAUCUGCCUUUCAAGCCGUGGUGCCCACACUGCAUCAGCAUGCGGGCUAUGCCAGACCGGAGUGAGUACUUGAAGGAGGGCCCGCGUGACAACCCGAUUGUCCAAUUUGAUUUUUCAUUUUCAGGCUACAGUGUGCCGGACGGCAUUUGCAACCUCGAUGAUGUUCCCGAGGACUCCCAGCGUGCACUCAAGUGUCUUGUGGCGCACGACAGCGCCACUGGAAUGAUCGCAGCGAUUCGAGGUAUUUAG
This is a messenger RNA of Symbiodinium sp. CCMP2592, 1524 nucleotides long. The record is from the annotation of a GenBank genome assembly. Lineage: Eukaryota; Dinophyceae; Suessiales; Symbiodiniaceae.